GUAAUAUUACGUUAAUUGGAAGGUCGUGUAGCUCGUGGCUCUUUCAACGUUUGAGAUGUCAGAUACAGAAACCUUUGAAUGGGAAUUGUCUAAAGAAAAUGUGAAACCAUUAAAAUGUGGUCGAUCUGUGGAUCUGUUAAAUAAAGUUCUUUCAUCACAAAGAUCAAGUGAAUUCCAACUAAAACGUCGUCUUUUGAGGGAGUAUUUUGAAUUGAAGUUGGCAAGUUUGCCUGCUUCCAACGAGAAAUUUCAUCUGUAUAUUAGAUAUAUCAAAUGGAUAGAGCAAAAUUAUCCCACCCUAGGCAGAUGUGCUGAUUUACAAAAUGUUCUUUAUCGGUGUAUACGCGACUCCUCAGGACUAUCUGAUAUCAAGAAUAAUAAUGACUAUGUUAACUGUUGGAUGAAAUUAACGGAAUACUGUGAUCAACCAACAGAAUUAUGUGAAUUAUUAUUCAGACAAGGUGUUGGUACAAUGUGUUCAACACUGUAUGUAAAAUGGUGUGAAUUAUUGGAGAAGGGUAAAAAUUACCGGAAAAUUGCUUCUAUCUACGCUCAUGGUUUACGUGCAGGUGCUAGACCAUUGUUAUGGUUGGAAGAUAGAGCUGAAUCAUUUUUUCAGCGAUAUGAAAAUUGUUUCAAAUUCUCUGCCAAUAAUGAUAACAAUAAUGACGAUCAUAUGUCAGUGUGGAGUAAAAAUUUAUUCCCUGAACCGAGCAAUUCGCAUAAUCAAAUUCAAACUGAAAAUACACGUCAAAAAUUGGCAUCUUUACGAUUAAUUGAAUCAGGUGGACAGAGUGAGAAUCUGGUUGCACCAGUUGUUCGAACCAGAGAAAUGUGGCAUCCUAACCAAUCUGGUCUGGGUACUUUGAAUCCAACCUCCAAAAGUACACGUAAUACUACAUGUAAUUAUGAAAUUAAAGUGGAUAAAAUAUCUCAAGAGAAUCCACUACUGAUACAUGAUUUACCACCUAUCACAGAUACUACUACAUUACAAUUAAAUAAUCAAACAUUAGAUUUUAUUCGUCCAGCUGGUAUGCUUUCAUCAUGGCAAAAAGAAAAUCUAAAAGAACCUGGACCAUGGAAUGAUGUUAAAAUAACUUCUGGUCGACCUGUACCAUCGUCUGUUAGACCAACACGUGAACCUGAAUGGCAGAUUUUUACAGAAGAUCAAAAUAAUACACAACAAGAGCAAUCUAACAUUUCAAAUGCGACGAAUGAUGUACAACCGUCUGUAUGUAAUGUUAAACGUAAAGGUUUGAAAGUGGUGAAAGACUUUAGUGAAGAUGAUGAUGUCCGUCAACAGAAGUCUGUGAAAACACCCUACAUUGAAGUGGAGUCAUUCAACCGUCUAUUGAAUUUUAAUGGAUGUACUAAAGAAUUAUAUAAUGAUAAUAAUACUGGAGAUAUUACUACUAAUACCGAUAAUAAUAAUAAUGGCGCAGAAGACAAAAAUAAAGAACUGUUAACUAAAUUAAAUUUACCAAGUCUUCCAGGCGAUAAAAUACCAGAUUUUGAAUGUUUCGCUUUUGAUAUUUCUCUUAUCUAUGGUGGUAUUGAAGAAUUAUGCUGGGAAAUGCAUCGUGGUGUUAAAUGGAAUAUUGAAUAUACUGAUGUACACCGAAAUAGUAAUCCACAAGAAAGAUGUCGAAAUAAUAAUUCUAAUGAUUGGAAUAGAGAAGAAGCUAAAUUAAUCAAUGAAAUUGAUGAUAUUAUUAAUGGUGUAAAGGAAACUACAUUGAAUAAUGAAUUUGUGAAAAUUGAAAAUGUUCAAUCAACUCGUCAAACACUUAUCAAAUCAUUGGAAAGCAUUGCAUUGAAUCAAGGAUAAAUGAAAGAAAAAUGUCAACCGUACAAUGAGUGAAUCAGUAGUAGUAGUCAGAAAGAGGAGAGAACAAUCAAUACCUUAUCAUCGCUAUUUUUAUACGCUUUGCUUCUUGUUUCUAUCGCCUGUUUUGCCCGCAUCAUCUUUGCCUCCUUUCCUCUUCUGCUUCUUCUUGUUUACUUUUACUCUCUGUGUGUGAAACAGUACAGUAACAUUCGUAGAAUCUUUCAUAUGUGCAUUUGUUUUGGUGUUAUCGUUUAACACUUGCUUUCAAAAGUGAUGAGUAAGUCAGGAGAAUACGCAAACGGGUCUUGUUUAAUUGUGAAGCAUUGACAAUUUUCAAUUUUAUUAUUGAACAAUGAAUAAAUAAAAAUAGUCCAGUUUUA
Messenger RNA from Trichobilharzia szidati, 2208 nucleotides. Lineage: Eukaryota; Metazoa; Platyhelminthes; Trematoda; Strigeidida; Schistosomatidae. The record is from the annotation of a GenBank genome assembly.